GGCCCCGCCCUCGGCCGGGUGGUCCCCGGGGGUGGAGGGGAAGCGCAGUAAGGGGAAGCCGGAGCUGCUCGGGCCGAAGUUGGCUCGGUGACUGGACUUUCCUGGUGACACAGCGAAUUCAGGGGAACUUGGGAAAUUUUUACCGCGCUUCGUGAUGCCCGGGACCGAACUCGCAAGCCCGAGGUUGAGUGGGCUCGCAGGGACCGCGCAUGGACGCUGCGGGAAAGAGCCGUUCCAGACUUGAGCCCCUUCCCUGGGCCUGCGAGCCGAGGGGUGCGGAGAGCUGGCCGCCCUGAGCCAGCAGACGCUUUCCAAGGAAACCGGGGUGCAGAGAGAGGGAGGGGCUGGUGUCUGCGGCGAAGGGACGGAAACGGAUAGCGGCUGUGUCUUCUGACUCCCUAAUUACUGCCAGCUGAUAGCAGGCUAACCUGGUAAAGUGACCUGUCCUAAUUAACUUCGGAGUAUGAUCAGCUAUCUGCAUGAAUGUCAUACCCAGGCUAUCCCCCCACUGGCUACCCACCCUUCCCUGGAUAUCCUCCUGCAGGCCAGGAGUCUUCCUUCUCCCCACCGGGUCAGUAUCCUUACCCUAGUGGCUUUCCCCCAGUGGCAGGAGGUGCCUACCCACCAGUGCCAAGUGGCACUUACCCAGGUCCUGGAGGCUACCCUUCCCCUGGAGGUUAUCCAGCCCCUGGAGGCUAUCCUGGGGCCCCGCAGCCAGGGGGGUUUCCAUCCUAUCCCGGAGUUCCUCCAGGCCAAGGAUUUGGAGCCCCACCUGGUGGAGCAGGCUUUUCUGGGUAUCCACAGCCACCUUCCCAGUCUUAUAGUGGUGGACCAGCUCAAGUCCCAGUACCUGGUGGCUUUCCUGGAGGACAGAUUCCUUCUCAGUAUCCCGGAGGACAACCUCAGUACCCUAGCCAGCCUGCUGCGAUGACUCAGGGCACUCAAGGGACAAUCCGACCAGCUGCCAACUUUGAUGCCAUGAGAGAUGCUGAAAUUCUCCGUAAAGCAAUGAAGGGCUUUGGGACAGACGAGCAGGCCAUUGUGGAUGUUGUGGCCAGCCGUUCCAAUGAUCAGAGGCAAAAGAUUAAAUCAGCUUUUAAGACCAUGUAUGGCAAGGAUUUAAUUAAAGAUCUCAAAUCAGAGUUGAGUGGAAACAUGGAAGAACUGAUCCUUGCCUUGUUCAUGCCACCAACAUAUGAUGCGUGGAGUUUACGGCAUGCAAUGCAGGGAGUUGGGACUCAGGAACGUGUAUUGAUUGAGAUACUGUGCACAAGAACAAAUCAAGAAAUUCGAGAAAUUGUCAGGUGUUAUGAAUCAGAAUUUGGACGAGAUCUUGAAAAGGACAUUAGGUCUGAUACCUCAAGGCAUUUUGAACGUCUGCUUGUAUCCAUGUGCCAGGGAAAUCGUGAUGAAAACCAUGUCAACCACCAGAUGGCCCAGGACGACGCACAGCGUCUGUAUCAAGCUGGUGAAGGGAGACUAGGCACAGAUGAGUCUUGCUUUAACAUGAUCCUUCCCACAAGGAGCUUCCCUCAACUGAAAGCUACCAUGGAGGCUUAUUCCAGGAUGGCUAAUCGAGAUUUGUUAAGCAGUGUCUGCCGUGAGUUUUCUGGAUCGGUUGAAAGUGGCUUGAAGACCAUCUUGCAGUGUGCCCAGAACCGCCCUGCCUUCUUUGCUGAGAGACUCUACUAUUCCAUGAAAGGCGCCGGCACCGAUGACUCCACCCUGGUCAGGAUUGUGGUCACUCGAAGUGAGAUCGACCUUGUACAAAUAAAACAAGUGUUCACGCAGAUGUAUCAGAAGACCCUGGCGACAAUGAUUGCAAGUGACACAAGCGGAGAUUACAGAAAACUGCUUCUGGCCAUUGUGGGUCAGUGAGGAUUUUUUUCCCCCCCUAAAUGAGUGAUGCUAUUCCUAGCUUAUCCUUCAAAGCAGAGAGACCUGCAUGCAGCAGUAUAACCUAACCAACACAGCUUUUACCAAGGACUCUGUCAGGAUAAUGUGCUUAGUUUGCACAUGUUGUUAUUGCCUUAAUUCUAACAUUAUUUUUUUCUUCUAUGUCCAAUCAGUGCAAAAGCCAUAUCAAUGAUGUAGUGAUUUUGCAAUGUUCAAAGAGCUUUAUUCUCACUGCUCUUGUUUCAAUUAGAAUUUCAAGUUGAAUAAAAAUGAUAGUAAUCUCUAAAA
Jaculus jaculus (lesser Egyptian jerboa) is the source of this 2184-nucleotide messenger RNA. Its product is annotated as annexin A7-like. Gene Ontology annotation, cellular component: cytoplasm. Gene Ontology annotation, molecular function: calcium ion binding; calcium-dependent phospholipid binding. NCBI's taxonomy places the organism in Eukaryota, Metazoa, Chordata, Mammalia, Rodentia, Dipodidae. The record is from RefSeq and is a predicted model, not a curated record.